AUGGAUACUUUCAAGACAGACCUGAUCAAAUCGCUAAGAAAUCCAACAGAUGCGAACUUUCAGAUGGCAAUUAAAUAUAUUCCCGUUAUUGUUCAACGUUUAGGAAUCGAGAGAACCAUAUCUGAAUUCAUACCUUAUACAUUUGAUUUUUCGAACUAUAAAUCUAAAGAGAUUAUUGAAUUUCUACAUGAAUUUGAAAAAAUAUCUUUAGAGAAUGUUAAUUCAGAUACAAUUGGCAGAUUUUUAAUCGAAUUUAGUCAAAUUUUCCUUUUAAACAAUAGAGUUGUUGAUCAAGUUGCCUUAGAAUCAAUUCAAAAGCUUUUAUUCACAUUAGAGCCUUCUAAAAUCUCGAACGUCCUCACAGAUUACGUUUUAUGGUUAGUAAAUAACCCCGUUAUGUAUUUGAGAAGAUUAGCACCUCAUCUUCUCAAAGUUCUUACUGAUGAAAUAUCAAAGAAAAUCCUUCUCACGAUUGUUCCGUUAUUAUUACCUUUAUGCGAGGAUCCAUCAUACUUAGUAAGAGAGUCCAUAGCCAAAUAUCUUGGCAUGAUAUUAGAUGAAUUUGAUGGAUCUCUUGUUCCUGAUAUUCGAAAUGUGAUCCAAAAGCUUCUUAGUUCAGGAUCAAAUAGUAUUCUUGUUCAUAUACCUGUUCUAUUAUACGGUUAUGUGAUGGAAGAAACCCAUGAAAGUGUCAUAGAAUUUUGUAAUUCUCUUCUUUCUUCUACAGAUUGGAGAGUUAGACAAGAACUCUUCAUUAAUUUAGAUACGAUCUUGUGCAGUUGCACAAAUUCAAAAGACGUUCUAGGUCUUAUUACAAAAGGUUUAAUUGAUAAAGAUGAUGAUGUCGCUUUGGCAGCAGCAAAGCAAUUCGAAUUCUUUAUCAACCAUUUCCAGAUCUCUCAAGAAGAUAUUGACAGGAUUUUUGGAAGCGCAAUGAAAAGAGAAGAUCCAAGGGUUGUUAUUGCCUUGGCCGGCUCUCUACCAACACUUUUCAACGGUAUAUACAAAGAAUUUUCGAUCAAAAUCAUGGUAGACUUGAUAAAGAAGAAUAACGAAAAAAUUACAAAAGGAAUUUGCGAUAUUUUUAGAGGAACAAGUUUACCGGACAAUAUUGUCCAAUCUCUUAUGGAAAAUAUAAUUUCUAUAAAGGAAUGGAGGACAAGAAGCGAAAUUGCCCAAAUAUUACCAAGUCUUAUUUCUAAAAUGACUCCUGAUAUCAUGUGUUAUAUAUCUAUGCUAUUAGAAGAUGAUGUAAUAGCAGUAAGAAAUAAUAUGUGUAAAAUAAUGGGAAGUCUUGUAAUAAAAUUCGGAGAUAAUUGGGUUAGAACAGAUUUAAUUCCAACUCUAAGCGAAAUGAUGAAGGAUGUUGAUUAUCAAAUAAGGCAAACUGCUCUUGUAUGCCUUGACGAAGCUAAACUACUUGAACAUGAAGAUAGCAAAUCAAUUUUGGAACAAGCAUCAAAGGAUAGUGUUUCAAACGUGCGUCUGAUAUUGGCAAAGAUAAUCCCUGUAAAGUCUCCCAUUUGCCAAGUCCUAUCCAACGAUGAGGAUCCUGACGUUAAAGAUGUAAUAUUAAGUAGAGGUGUAUCGAAUAAAAAUUUUGUAAAUUAA
Trichomonas vaginalis G3 is the source of this 1611-nucleotide messenger RNA. Its product is annotated as meiotic spindle elongation. Gene Ontology annotation, molecular function: protein binding; protein phosphatase regulator activity. Gene Ontology annotation, cellular component: protein phosphatase type 2A complex; cytoplasm. The transcript has a single exon. Bases 1 to 1611 code for a protein of 536 amino acids. The record is from RefSeq and is a predicted model, not a curated record. NCBI's taxonomy places the organism in Eukaryota, Parabasalia, Trichomonadida, Trichomonadidae. Gene Ontology annotation, biological process: protein dephosphorylation.